AUGGACCAAAUAUUUGCAUUAGAAUAUUUUGAUGCAAUAUUCAGAUUUCUUUCGAAUUAUAAAGAUUUGCACUCUUGUCUUUUGGUUAACAAACGUUGGGCCACUUGUGCCGUUCCAAUUUUAUGGGAAGUGCCCUUCAGAAUUAAAGACAAAAAAAAACCAUCUUCCAAAGUGAUCCAAGUCUAUCUUGCAUUUAUACCAGAUAGUACUUUUCAAAAAUUGAGAUAUAAUAAAAGAAUUGGGUUGAUGAUUAGUAAGCCCCUUUUUUUUAACUAUCCAUCAUUUCUCAAAGAGCUUUCAUAUGAUCAAUUCCUUAAUGCUGCUAUAGCAAACAAAUGCUGUAAAGAUAUUAUAAUAGAAUUAUUUAAAAUGCUUACUAAGAAUAGCGUGAGAUUACGCAGAUUUGAUAUCUAUAACUAUCUCAAUUAUUAUUCCGAAGAUUUAAAUAAUAUAGGAUCUUUGAUUCUUCCUCAUUUUUCUGAAAGCACUUCUAUAUUUAGUAGGUUGACUUAUUUUAAUUGUUGCUAUCAAUGGCCAAAACAAAAAACUCAACUUUUUAAUGCAAUAGCAAGGGGCUGUCAUAAUAUUAAAAACCUUAAAGUCAGUAUUUGUUAUGAAGAUGAAAAAAUACCUUUAGCGAAUCUUAUCUGUUCUCAAAGAAAUUUAAAAAAGUUCUCUUUGAUAAACAGUAAUAAAUUUGCAUCAUUUCCAGUCCAGGCUCUUGUGAAUCAAAAACACUCACUUAAUAGCUUAACACUUGAAGACAUGCAUUGCAAUCGUAGCUUAAACAAGGCAAAGUUGUUUAAUUAUGAUAUUUGUCGAUUAAAUGGCAAUGCUAUUGAUGUACUGGCUCAGUGUACAAAAAUCAACAAAAUGAAGUUUAAACACUGUGAAGGACUCAAUUCUUCUGCAUUUCUUCCUCUUGCCAUUGCUUUUCCGAACUUAACAUCCUUAGAAUACUUUUAUGGUGAUUAUAACAUCUAUGAUAGCGCAACACCUAUUAGAUUAUUAUCUGGUCUCAUUAUGACAAGUUGCAAUACACUUAAAAGAAUUAUACUUGACUGGCAUUCCCCUGACGACCUUGAAAUUACUCAGCUUGUCGAAAUUAUCGCACAGCAAGUGAUAAAUCUCGAGUAUUUAAAAAUUCCACUCUAUACAUUAGAACAAUUUACACUAAUUCAUCAAACCCAUAAUCCAUUAAAGAAACUUGAAAUUUAUGCGAGUAGAAGAAUAAAUCCAUAUUGUGCUCUUUAUAUUUUUGCGAAUGUUCCACUCAAAAGCCUUGAGCAUUCAAUUCAAUUAUGCUUUGAUUAUUAUGAUUAUUCUAAACUAAAAUUCAAUCCACUAAAUCAGAUCUUUGAAUCUAUUUUAUACAAAAGUACUCGGAUUGUUGACUUUGUUUUGUAUACGCAAUUAUUUCAUCCGUUCUAUAGAACGAAUCUUUUAAGAAACUAUCCAAAACUUAGAAUCAAUAUCUUGAAAAGAAGUAGGGAUUAUAGGAAUUAUUCAAGGUUUGAUUUUGAAACACUACAGAGAACGCGAAAAUAA
Messenger RNA from Dentiscutata erythropus, 1548 nucleotides. The record is from the annotation of a GenBank genome assembly. Lineage: Eukaryota; Fungi; Glomeromycota; Glomeromycetes; Diversisporales; Gigasporaceae.